AUGUCUGUUCGACCGGACGUUCUUCUGAAUCAGAUGGCCGGCGUUGAUAGCAGUGACUCCGCCGUGCCUCCACUAAUCAGCGAUAUUCAUCUGCCACACGGCCUUCAGGCUGGGCCAACUCAAUCCCCUCACACAGCAGCGUCCAUGUCUCCCGGACUCCUCUGGGGCCCUCUGUCUGUAUCAGCAGGGUCCGAGUGUGCAGCAAUGGAUGCAGCGGCAUGGAUGGCAGCAACAUCGAUUAUAGAGGCAGGGGGUGCAGGAGCAAUGGAUGUAGCGGCACUGCAUGCAUUUUCGGACGAGAACGACAGCAUAGAGGCGGAGAUCAGCGCGCUACAGGACAAGAUAUGCGAGCUGCAGGCUCGCCUGCUCCACACCGUCGUUCUGAACCCGCAUACGGCGGCCGCUGACACGUCCCCAUGCCCGGAAAACGUCGCUGAAGGCGCCGCCUGUGCUCGCACUAGCAGCAGCAAUGGGAGCGUGCUGGAGGAAGCAUUGAGCCGGAGUGCCUCCAAGGUGACUUUUGAGUCGACUCAAAAGUUUGCUCGCACUAGCAGCAGCGGUGUGAGCGUGCUGGAGGAAGCGUUGAGCCGGAGUGCCUCCAAGGGUUCCGCUUUGGACGACUCGCUGCUGCUGGAUGCCGUGCUUGCAGAUGCCCUGCUGGCACAGCCGCUACUAACGGCGGAGCCAGUGGCGGAAGGUGCCUUGGCGCGCAGCGGUAACAGCGAUGUGAGCUCGUUUAGCCUGCCCGUGAGGCGGAGUGCAUCCCACGGCUCCACCCUGCACCCGUCGCUGCUCACAGACACCCUGCUGCCACAACCGCUGCCGGCAGAACCAGUGGCUGCUGAGUGUUCACCUGCACCUGAUCGUCCGGCUGUGUGCCCCAUGCAGGCCGCGAGGUCCAGUGGUAAGCGACCGCGAUCGCCGCUAUUGAUGCUGCCCGAUGGCCUGUAUCAGCAGCAGCAUGAGCACGCGCAUGGACCGUAUGUGCAUGAUCACUCUCGGAGGCAUUAUGAGGACGGGCAGGGGAUUUUGUCUCCUACCAUACCCACCUCCUGCCCCUCCCCGUGCUCCCCCCGACCCGGUCGCAUCAGCCCUCCCAGCCUUGCGUCCCUUGACCUGCGCUGCGUUGCCCACACGCGUGAGGCAAGCCAGGCAAGCCACGGCACGGCUCUGGACUCGUCCGUGCAGUAUCACCGUGACAUGCUGCACCUGCAGCGCCACUCCACCUGGCAGAUGCGUCAGCAGAAGAAGGAGAAGAAGGAACUGCACUCCCCAGUCGCUGAAGCCUGCUCGCCCCGCUUCCUGCUUCCUCGCAGGCCGUCCCUUUCUCGUCAGUCCAUGUCCCCCGGGUCUCCUCUCUCCCGCUGCUCUUCCUUGGGAGUGGGCAGCGGAGGCAAGGGCUCCACGUGCUUUGCUCCAGUGCAACGCCAUGAAGACGUGUUGCAGCAGCAGCAGCAGCAGCAGCAGCAGCAGCUGGCGCUGCUUGAAGCCGGCACGCCGAAGCAGCAGUGGGGGAAGGCUCGUGUCUUCAAACAACCCUCAUCCUCAGCAGCAUUCUUCCCUCCAGCAGCAAUGCCGGCAGCACUAGCGAUGGUUAGAGGAAGCGAGAGAGCAACAGCAGCAGCAGCAGCAGCAGGAACGGCUGACAUGAGUCCUCUGCGAGCUGUUGAGCCCAAGCAGCGGCGGCUGCUGGUGAAGCACUCGCUUCACAGCACGAGCACAGGUGACUUGCCUGUCGCAUGCUCCCACAGUGCAGCAAACGACUUGGUGGUGUUGGGGCCGGUGUCAGCAGCUGUGAAGGCACAUUCUCUUGACAGCCACCCGCUCAUCCCCUCCCUCACUCUCCCUGGCGCCUCUGUGAGCCCCAGCGCCCUGCCGCCACACCUUGCCGCCUCCGAGAUUGUUGCUCGGAUUCGUAAGACGCGGCGCCUGGCACAGAGCACAGCAGAGGCACAGCAAUUCAUGGCUGCCGCUGGUGUCGCGUUAGUUGCGCCUGUCGCGCUGGGUCUCCGCGCGCUGUUAAAGCCGUCUGGCGGCGCGCGACAGAUCACGAUCCCGGUUAUAACGCCGGCUGCACACCAGCAGCUGCUGACGUGGCAGCAGCAACAGAGACUGCGAACGUGGCAGACGCGGCGAAAUGCGUACGCAAUUGCGCUGCAGAAGCAGGAAGAGGAGCAGCAGCAGCAGCAGCAGCAGCAACAUGAGAGGGCAGCGGAGAGCGCAGGGGACGGGGUGCGAGGUGAGGAGGGGCAGUCAGCGACGGAGCGAGCACAGAAGGAGGGAGAGGGACGAGAGGGAGGGGCAGUGGGAGUAAAGGUAGGGGACAGAGGGACAGGUAGAGUGGCAACAGUGGGGGCAGAGGUAGCAGAGAGGACAGCGGGGGCCGAAGAGGCAGAGGGAGCAGCGGGAGCAGAGAGGGUAGCGGGCGCAGAGAGGGUAGCGGGCGCAGAGGGGGCAGAGGGAGAAGCGGGCGCAGGGGGGGAAAGCACAGGAGAGGGGAGCGAGGCGUGUCAAGAGGGGAGCGAGGCGUGUCAAGAGGGGAGCGAGGCGGCGGUGGAUGCGGCAGUGGCAGCGGUGAACCAGGCGGGUCAACGGCUAGUUCUCUCGAUGCGCUCCGUCGACAAGCACCUCUCCUUCUGGCGCCGCCUCGCCCUCGCGUCGCCCUCGCAGCAGCUCUGGAUCGUUCUCUUCCGACGCGGCCCGCUCGCCUUCCUCCACACGUCCCUCUCACUCUCUCUCUCACUCGCCCUCUCCGCUGCCAACCGCUACCUCCUCCCUCUCCUCCCCUCUCCCACCCUUCCCGCUUCCUCAUCCUCCUCCUUUUCUCCGCCCUCCUCUCCUUCCUCGAACCUCGUCCCGCCCAGCUCUUCCCAAUCCUCCUCAGUUUCAGCAAAUCACAUUCUGACACGUGCCACGCAGCCGCUCUCCCCUCUUGUAACUCGCCUCGCCUCGCUCUUAGCGCCCCUCUAUCGCUUCCUCUCCGCCCUCUGGAUCUCCUUACAAACCGUCCCCCUCCUCCCCCUCACCGCCCUUCCUCACCCCGUUAAACCCUUGCAAAAUCUUAUCCCAGAUCUAAGCACAUUCGGUUCCAAAACCUUCAACCUCGACUUGAAGACCCUCAACCUCAAACCCUUUUUCUUCAUCCAUCUACACCGCCUGAGUUCGUUUUUGCCGAGCCUUGCGCCAGCAGAGGGGCUGCUGCUAGGCCUGGCAGCGCCGAGCCUGCAGGGCUUGGUUCGGGAGAUGGUGGCAGAGAAAGUGGCGGUUCUGGGGGAGGUGCAACUGGCGCUGAGCGCCGCUGCUGGUCAGGUCUACCUAUCAUCAGCUGUCAUCUCUGCCCCAUCCUCCCUCGCCCUCUCCGCCCUCACCACCAACAUUACCACCACUACCACCACCAGCACCAGCAGCGGCAGCAGCAGCGGCCACACUUCCAGCACGAGGGCAUCUCCUCCCGACCCCCUCUCUCUGCUCUCCACUAUCUUACACGCCUGCCACGUGGCAAUCACACAGGCGUCAGGGAUUGACGGGGAGAAGCCGACCCCGGCCGCAGCGGGCCGGGAGGGAACGGUUGAAGGCAGUGGUGCGUGUAGCGAAGCUGUGAAUAACGAGGCAGGAGGGGUUUUGAGUGGUGCUGGAGUAGUAGCAACAGGUGACAGCGAGUUAGCUUCAGCACAAGCAGUAGUGACUGCUGCAGUGGUGGCACCGGCGGUGGUGUCACCAGCAACAGUGUGUGGGCAGGCGAAGCAGCUGAACAAAGAUCUGAAGGCUCUGGAGCAACUGGUCUCUGCUGCGGUGGCGCGCUGCCAUAGGCCGAGGCACGCGGCGCAGCACUGGCUGGAGUACCUGGCAGGGGGGAUGUGUGGCGUGGCGGUGGGAAGCUGGCUUGUGCGGCACAGCCGGCUGAACGGCAGUGAUGACCUCGACAGGUGGGCUGCAGAUGGGUGGAGAGCGGUGACAGGGUUCGUCACAGACCACAUCUGGCAGCCGCUGUCAGCGAUCAGUGCAGAACUCUUUCACACGUUCGGUGACCAGCAGAGAGGCAACGUGUCCAUGCACGACGUGCAGGCCUCCACGGAUUCCCUGAGGAGAAUGCUGCUGACCUUUGUUGAGAAAACCCAGCCACUGGCACUCGAAAACACCAGCACCACAACCACCACGACCAGCACCAGCACCAGCACCAGCGGCGGCAGUGGCAGCAGCGGCAGCGGUAGCGGUAGUACAGGAGCAGCGGAUGCAGCCAUGGGAGCAGCAUUGCCAUCGGAGUCGGAUCUGAUGGCAUUGGUGAUGCGCGAGUAUGAGAAGGACAUGGCCAACCCCCUCACUCACCUCCUCACGGGGAGGCUGGCUGAGGCGCUGCUGAUUCAGGUUCAAAGAAUGAAGCUUCACAUUGAAAC
Molecule: messenger RNA, 4394 nt
Organism: Closterium sp. Naga37s-1
Lineage: Eukaryota; Viridiplantae; Streptophyta; Zygnematophyceae; Desmidiales; Closteriaceae
Source: the annotation of a GenBank genome assembly